This is a messenger RNA of Gymnodraco acuticeps, 6314 nucleotides long. RefSeq names its product protein tyrosine phosphatase receptor type A (gene ptpra). Gene Ontology annotation, biological process: protein dephosphorylation. The record is from RefSeq and is a predicted model, not a curated record. The transcript has 22 exons. Lineage: Eukaryota; Metazoa; Chordata; Actinopteri; Perciformes; Bathydraconidae. Gene Ontology annotation, molecular function: protein tyrosine phosphatase activity. Bases 444 to 2960 code for a protein of 838 amino acids.
CUUCCCAUUCUUCCUAUGCAGACAGACACACAACAUGGCGGACUAGAAUAGUCGGCCGACGCGCCCGGAUACAGCGGAUAAACCGUGGGAUUCAACACCCAGGAAGGCCAAGAAAGUAACACUCCGCAGGGACGAGAAGUUAGGUCGAAUCGAGGACUUUUUUCGUGGGGCUGCCGUCCUUUCCAGGAGGAUUUAUCGGAUAAACUGAGUGCGAAGUGUUGGCUGUGCGUCCCAGAUCGUGCUCUGCUAUCACCCAGGUCCCCCCACCCCGCUCACACUCUGGUUCCUGGGGUGUGGAGACAGGGGCCGGGGUUGAAAAAAACGUGGAAGAGAAAGAAAGGAUACAUUCCUACUUGGCUUUGCUGUUUUUUUUUUAACCCCCUCCUCGGGUUUCCUCUGGGCGCUACAGGAGUUGUGGACCCCGCUGGGCGAAUGAGUGAUUGAUGCCAACUUCGCUUCUUCAGGGCAGAAUGGGUGUGUGUCCCCUGCUCCUGCUGCUCGCUCUCGCCCUCGGGGCCUCAGCCCAGGAUCAUGUCCCCAUCACAAGUCCUCCAAGUAUCACUGCCAAACCCACAGACCCCCCUGCCGCUCCCUCCCUCAACUUCACAGUGGCACACACACAAGCCCCCACAGGCCCACCCACAACGCUCGCCCCCACAGUCAUCCCGGUGACAACAAUAAUAACAACAACCACAGGCCCACCAGCUGGUGAGGAGGAUGUACAACUGCCGGGUCCGAAUGCCACCGCGCUGUUACCGAUCCCCGCCCCCUCACCUCCGGCUCCAACCGAUGCCCCCGCGGCACCACCAAGCAUCGAGUCCCCCCCUCCUCCCAUCCCGGCGGGGGGAGACAACGAGACCACGGCCUUCCCUCCAGAAACCCCAACUCCAGAUUAUGACGAUGAGGAUAUAUUCAAUUUGGAGCCGGAGACCACCACAGAACCCGGGAUGGGGUUCACCUCAGACACCAGCCCACAUGAUAACAACCAGUCUGAUGACAUGCCCAUCAUAGCCGUCAUGGUGGCCCUGUCCUCCCUGCUGGUUAUCAUCUUCAUCAUCAUCAUCCUCUACAUGCUCAGGUUUAAGAAGUACAAGCAGGCGGGAAGCCAUUCGAACUCCUUCAGACUGACCAAUGGUAGAUCAGAUGAAACAGAACUCCAGAGCGUCCCGCUAUUGGCCCGCUCCCCCAGCACAAACAGGAAGUACCCGCCCCUUCAUGUUGACAAACUUGAGGAAGACAUGAAUCGUCGCAUGGCCGAUGACAACAAGCUCUUCAGGGAGGAGUUUAAUUCGCUGCCAGUCUGCCCGAUCCAGGCAUCAGUCGACGCUGCUUCCAAGGAAGAGAAUAAAGAAAAGAACAGAUACGUCAACAUCCUGCCAUACGAUCACUCCAGGGUGCAUCUCUCGUCUCUAGAGGGGGUCCCGGACUCUGACUUCAUCAACGCCUCCUUUAUAAAUGGUUACCAAGAGAAGAAUAAGUUUAUUGCAGCUCAAGGGCCAAAGGAGGAAACGGUGAACGACUACUGGCGGAUGAUCUGGGAGCAGAACACAGCCACCAUCGUCAUGGUGACCAAUCUAAAGGAGAGAAAAGAGUGUAAGUGUGCCCAGUACUGGCCGGACCAGGGCUGUUGGACAUACGGGAACAUCCGCGUGUCUGUCGAGGACCAGAUGGUUCUGGUGGACUACACCAUCCGCAAGUUCUGCAUCCAGCAGGUGGGGGACGUGUCUGGUAAGAAGCCUCAGAGGCUCGUCACCCAGUUCCACUUCACCAGCUGGCCAGACUUCGGGGUGCCCUUCACCCCCAUCGGCAUGCUCAAGUUCCUCAAGAAAGUCAAGAAUUAUAACCCUACGUAUGCUGGGGCCAUUGUGGUCCACUGUAGUGCGGGCGUGGGGCGGACAGGAACCUUCAUUGUGAUCGAUGCAAUGUUGGACAUGAUGAACACCGAGAGGAAGGUGGAUGUGUUCGGCUUCGUCACCAGGAUCAGAGCCCAGCGCUGCCAGAUGGUGCAGACUGAUAUGCAGUACGUGUUCAUCUUCCAGGCGUUGUUAGAGCACUACCUGUACGGAGACACGGAGCUGGAGGUGACUUCUCUGGAGUCCCAUCUGGCCAAACUCUACGCCCCCGCUCCUGGAGCUGGCUGCAGCGGGCUGGAGGCUGAAUUCAAGAAGCUGACAUCAAUCAAGAUCCAGAAUGAUAAAAUGAGAACAGGCAACCUGCCGGCCAACAUGAAGAAGAACAGAGUCCUGCAGAUCAUUCCAUAUGAAUUCAACAGAGUGAUAAUCCCAGUGAAGCGCGGAGAGGAGAACACCGACUACGUGAACGCCUCUUUCGUAGACGGCUACCGUCAGAAGGACUCCUACAUAGCGAGCCAGGGCCCCCUGCAGCACACCACGGAGGACUUCUGGAGGAUGAUCUGGGAGUGGAGGAGCUGCUCCAUAGUCAUGCUCACUGAGCUGGAGGAGAGAGGCCAGGAGAAAUGUGCUCAGUACUGGCCCAACGAUGGAGCGGUGGUCUAUGGGGACAUCUCCAUUGAGAUUAAAAGGGAGGAGGAGAGCGAGAGCUACACAGUGAGGGACCUCGUGGUCACCAACAGCAGGGAGAACAAGGCUCGAGCGGUGCGUCAGUUCCAUUUCCACGGCUGGCCGGAGGUGGGCAUCCCCGCGGACGGGAAAGGCAUGAUCAACAUAAUUGCUGCGGUGCAGAAGCAGCAGCAGCAGUCUGGCAACCAUCCCAUAACUGUGCACUGCAGUGCUGGUGCGGGCCGGACGGGGACUUUCUGUGCGUUGAGUACAGUCCUGGAGCGAGUGAAGGCGGAGGGCAUCCUGGAUGUUUUCCAGACGGUGAAGAGCCUCAGACUGCAGAGACCACACAUGGUGCAGACACUGGAGCAGUACGAGUUCUGUUACAAAGUGGUCCAGGAGUACAUCGAUGCCUUUUCUGACUACGCCAACUUCAAGUAGGGACCUGCCGUGGAUGGAUGUCCGAUACGCUUCAUAUGCACGCACCAGAACACACGCACACACCGCCACGCAGAAAGCUGCAACCUCCCAUCUGAUGGAUUUUUAAAAAAAGAAAAAGACUCAUCACAAGUUGAUCUGUGGAUGGGAGGGACUGCCUGCAGGAAAAGGGACAGAGGCCCGGAGGACAGGGCAGCGCAGUGGGACAGAGAAAAUAACUGAGAUGCCUUCUUGAAUAUUUUGUAAUAUUGGUCUUGUUAAUACAGCCCUUAACCCCUUAUUUGCUUCCCACCCCCCCCCCCUUCAUAUGUACAUAUACUUACUGUGUUGCAUCUUAUUACUUUGGUUUCAGACACAGUUUUGAGUUUGGCUGCAUUUUGGGGUGGCACCUGUAAUGUAUUUUAUUGGUAUAUAUAAAUAUAUAUGAAUAUAAAUCUAAUGCUUUGGAGGCUUAUGUCAAAACAAUCCAGAGUCAAGGUAAUGAGGUUUGGAUUUUCUUUUACUUUAUAGGGACAGAGACUUAAAACAUUGUUGGCUUGUCCAGAGCCGCGCUGGAGCAACAUGAGUUGUAGCAGAACCCUGAAUAUUUACAGACUAAACCUGGUCUGUGUUUCACUCCUAGACACACACAUUAUCCUUCACACAGAUAUGUUUCCAUCUAUCGAGCCACUUAAAUUCCUCCCCUUUAAAGUUUCAGGGGUUCAAAGGUCACUCACGAUUGGAGUGAGGUAGCUCGUUGACUCAGGUUGACACACGAAACACACACAGAAUACCAGGAGCCAUUCUUUCUUUUGAAUGUGUGUUUGUUUGAGCUGCAGCUGAAGACACUGUCUUCUAUCUGCAGAGUGCCAAAGUCCUUCUCUCCCUCGCAGAGUUCAGUAGCUCGAACAAUAUCUAGACAUUCACUAGACUAAAGCCAGUUUACUGUUUAAUGAUCUGCUACCAACACUCUGCUUUAACAGGAAAUCGGGCUUCUUGUUUUAAAGGUAUGGUCUGUUUCAGUAUCUGCAGCGUUGGUGAUCAUGCUGACAAGCCAAAUCCCUCCAUUAUUGCAUCAUCAACAGAUCAUAUACCCGACAUAUUUCUUUUCUAGUUUACAGACGCACGUCAGUAUUUCUUGUAGAUUGUAUUGAGUUUUUUUUUCUAUAUAGGUUUUAUUUUGAGUCUGCCUGAAUGAACUAUUUCUUUUAUAUCAGCCUCACAUCACUACGCUGUACUGUCACACUUUUAAUUCCCUUGUUUUUGUUUUCCCACCAUGAACACUGAUGCCGAAGAAUGUCUCUUAUAAUUUGAAUGCUGUUGCUAACAUUUUCCUUAAAAAUGGAUACUUUGUUACUUAAAUAGUGGUGGUGCCAUGCCAUGUUUGCUCAGAUUUUAUUUUCAAUGGCUGUCCUGUGAGGACACUUGGAUUACGGUGUGGGUUUCUUUUCAGAUGAGGCCGCAAUUGAGGCUAUGCACUCAGUUGUGAUGGAUAUUGUCAGUUAACCGCUGGGCUUCGGGUCACGUAAUGUCAACUCCCGUCAGGAAAUGAGCGACGGCUGGAUUGUUUAAACUUAUAAAUCGAGCAAAUUCAGCUCAAGCUCACCUGCAGCGCUGACUCACGUUCAAAGAUUUAAAACCCCAGCAACGGAGAGUACUCCAAUAUCAUGCCUUGCCUGGAUUUUAACAGAUUUGAUUGCUAUGAUAUUAAAAAACAUUUUGUUAAUAAAUCGUUCACAAUUUGCAACCCACACUAACGGUCUAAAUCACACUAACAGACCCGGAUUGAAUGACUUUUCUCAACGGAAGGAGCACAAUCAGUACUCAUUUAUUGAUGGUGGACAACGUCAUUAAAAGUACAUGCUGAAUCUUCUUUAGGAAGGGUGAUUUGCAUCAAUAGUGAUUGUUUGAACACUCAUGCACUAUUUGCACCAAAAGCAAAGCCCUUAAAAUUACAGAACCAAAUGAAAGAAAAGGUUAGGAUGAUGAUUUGGCCUUGAUAUUGAAAUAUAAGAGCCUUUUUUCAGGUCUCAAAGCCUUCUGUAAGGCCCCUGCAGGGACGUAAAAGUAGAUAUUUUUGAAAUGUUGGCUGUUUGUGCAUCGUCAUUUUCCUUUCAGGUCUUUUUUCCCCCAAAGCAUCACAAGUGCCCGCACUACUAGUUAGGUGCCGUUAUGCUCCUCAUUUAUCUACUUUGUCACAUAUUGGGUCUUUCAUUAAAUAGAGAAGGGGAUGCUUUUUGUUUAGCUAAUCUAUCUGUUGUGUGUGUUUGGAUCAAUGCGACUUUGAAUUUGACAGCAAAAAAUGACACUGUGCCAUCCCAUGAGACCCGCUAUUUUGCAGAUCUAGUGAAUAUGAAAAAAAGUGCCUCACUUGUAGUUUAAAACUAACCGUUACAUAUAGUUUGUGAUGCAACCGCUGUCAUCCUAAAAGCUGUCCUGAGCAUUUUCCUUACUCUGAUGACAAAUCAAUAGGGCCAGAAAUAAGACAUGGUUGGUCAUCCUUCACACUCCCUGUAGUCACAAAUACGUAGACUCCUCAAUUGUGCAGUUGAAACAAAUGUUGUGGCCUCUUUUUAAAAUAAAUAUUGUAUUUGUAUGGCCUCAUAUCAUUCCAUAUCAAUGACAUGUGGUAUCCAUGAUAAGUAAUCAAUUGUGGGUACCCAAAUGUUCAACACAAAUCGUUAAGUUUUUCCCCACCACAGUUAAAUUGAAUCUUUUAUGCAUCUUCUCCGAGGGAAAUCAGACGGUUGUCCCUGUUCCACGUCCCUUUAUCUCUGAGCUUUUCCCCAGUGGAGUGUUUUGAAUGCCCCCGAGAAAUUUAAAUAGGUCUCCAUUUCUAAAUAGUCUGACUUGAGGAAGAUUAGAGUCCAACUUUUUCUCUUCUUCUUUCCACCUGCUUAUGUCCUUUAUGUCUCCUGUCCUUGUCCACUCACUGCUGUCCACUUAUCGCUCCCUUUCCUUCCUUCACUUUGUCCUUGGACCAUGUGCCCCCAGUGGUCACAGCCCCACUCCCUUUUGUACAUAAUGUAAGGUUAUUUAUAUUUCAUUCCAGCCUGCUGCCUUGCUUAUUAUAUUUUCUUCUCCCCCCCUUCUUUUUUUCUUUUUGAAGAAUAAAAAGAUGUAUAUUGAACUGUAUCGGGACCAUUUUAAAAAUGUAUUAGAGAUGUUUUGUUUUGGCCAUUUUUAAUUUGGUAUAAUUGUCUUAAGAAAAUCCUAUUUUUUAAUUUGCCAAUGUUUGUUUCUAGUGUUUUGUUAUUCAACAUUUGAAUAUAUGUAUAUAUAAUUAUAUAUAUGACAAAAUUAUAUAUAAUUAUAUAAUGCCAAAUGGCCUUUCUAAGCAAGAUACUGUUCAAACCUAAUAAAGUGCUUGAGAUUUUA